ACAGCCGGCCGCGCCGUUUCCUCAGGCCGCCGCCCCGCAGCGCGGGCAGCCGCCCGCCCGCCGCCGUGGCCGAGCGCCGGAGCCGCUUCCCUCCCCUCACCCUACACGGAGGCGCAGGCGGAGGACGAGGAGGCGGGUGGGUUUCACCCCCAGGGGCUGCCGAGGGCUGCGCCGCCGCCGCGCUGACAGGAGCCGGGCCGCGCACAGGACGUGGUGGGCACCCUCUGCCUGGUUUCUGUGGUAGCCGCGUUGGAUUUCAAGUACCACCAUGCCGGGGACCUGGAGGCGUACCUGAAGGGGGUCCAUGGCGCGUACCCCUCCCUCACCCACUUGCACAGCAUCGGGCGCUCGGUGGAAGACUGUUGGGAGAGAAAUGCUGCUGCAUUUGAUAGACUUCCUGGUGACCAGCUAUAGACGUGACCCAGUUAUUACCCGGUUACUCAAUAAUACCCGGAUUCAUAUCAUGCCAACAAUGAAUCCUGAUGGAUUUGAAGCUACAAAAGUGCCUGAUUGUUAUUACACACAAGGAAGGUACAAUAAGAACGGACAAGAUCUGAACAGAAAUUUUCCUGAUGCCUUUGAAAGUAACAACGCUAGCAUCCAGCCUGAGACUCAAGCAGUAAUGAACUGGAUAAAAAAUGAAACGUUUGUUCUUUCAGCAAACUUGCAUGGGGGUGCCCUGGUUGCCAGUUACACCUUUGAUAAUGGUAACUCAGUUACUGGCUCCCUGAAAGGCUACAGCAGGUCUCCAGAUGAUGAUGUCUUUAUUCAUCUGGCAAAAACCUACUCUUUCAACCAUGCCAGCAUGUACAAAGGGAACGGGUGUGACAACAGACAGACCUUUCCAGAAGGCAUUACCAAUGGGUAUUCUUGGUACCAGCUGGAAGGUGGCAUGCAAGAUUACAACUAUGUCUGGGGACAGUGUUUUGAAAUUACAUUGGAGCUGUCAUGCUGUAAAUAUCCUCCAGCAGACCAACUGGAAGGCUUCUGGAGAGACAACAAAGCUGCUCUGAUAGAAUAUAUAAAACAAGUACAUCUAGGCGUCAAGGGUCAAGUUACUGACAAGGAUGGGAAUCCUAUUCCCAAUGCCAUCGUGGAAGCCAAGGGAAGGCCUCAUGUCUGCCCUUACAGAACAAAUGAACAAGGGGAGUACUAUCUUCUCCUUUUGCCUGGGACGUACGUGAUCAAUGCUACUGUCCCGGGAUUUAAAUCGAUGCUGAAGACAGUGGAAAUACCUGACAAUACUGGCAACUUCAGUGCUUUGAAACAAGACUUCUCUUUCUCAGAAGUCGCUAUCAAGUCAACAGCUGUUUCGUGUCCCAAAACUCCCCUCUACCAAGAGCUCGAACGGACUUCAGCUGCAGCAAAGCCAACUCUGCAUAUCUUGGUUUUAAUGACCGCUAUGCUUGUAAUUUUCAAAUAAAGUCAAGAAUGGCAUGACACAGCAAGGCAAAAUCUUCCUGCACAAGUGUGGCUUUUCAGACAAGGAACUCUAUAAGCAAAAGAACGUAUGUUUUUAUAAACCAAAUUCUCAGAUUUACAAUCGUGUUUACUGUAUUUUGUAAAAUACUGGCUUGACAAUCAAAUGUUUUACUUUAAUUAUAAGAGACUAUCAUAUUUUUCUACGUAAGUAUUUUACUCUAAAGAAAUUUUGUACAGCCUAUGGAGGCAACUGUAGGAUUUUGAUGCAGAAAGUAUAAAUACAUUCUGAAGAAUCUGCCUCAGCUCAAAGAAGUCUAGGAUUGCACUGCAAAUGUUUCAUGAAAGCUCAGGUUCCUUGUUGAACCAACAGCUACUGUGCCACACAGCUGUAAGCGCUUAGCUCAGUGCCCAGUUCUUGUAAUAAAGCCACUGCUAAAAAUAA
This is a messenger RNA of Falco peregrinus (peregrine falcon), 1864 nucleotides long. RefSeq names its product carboxypeptidase M (gene CPM). Lineage: Eukaryota; Metazoa; Chordata; Aves; Falconiformes; Falconidae. Gene Ontology annotation, biological process: proteolysis. The transcript has 8 exons. The record is from RefSeq and is a predicted model, not a curated record. Gene Ontology annotation, molecular function: metallocarboxypeptidase activity; zinc ion binding. Gene Ontology annotation, cellular component: cell surface. The coding region runs from base 305 to 1423 and encodes 372 amino acids.